Molecule: messenger RNA, 1123 nt
Organism: Suhomyces tanzawaensis NRRL Y-17324
Lineage: Eukaryota; Fungi; Ascomycota; Pichiomycetes; Serinales; Debaryomycetaceae
Exons: 1
Coding region: 476-874 (132 amino acids)
Source: RefSeq, a predicted model, not a curated record
GAUUAACUGGACUUUGGCAAACGCCCAUAGUAAAGAAGUUUCAACGGGUAUUAGCACCCAGAAGCUUCAGCUAAGAAGUUCUGGGAUAAGCGUUAGCACGCUUACAAAGCCAACAAAGCACCGGCAGCCAAAGCAGCGAAACCGACGGCGUAGUUCUUAGCACCAGCGUUUUCCCAAGAGGUAACGUUAGCUGGGGCCAAGGUGUGGGCAGCGGAGGAGGUGACGGUGUUGUUGUUGUAUGGAGCUGGGGCUGGAGCUGGGGCUUCCUUAGAUGGAGCUGGAGCUGGAGCAGCAGUGGCGUGUCUGGCUGGGCAGUCAGUGACGUCUUCAGCACAAGAAGUGAUGGUGACCAAGGUGGAAGAUUGUUCGGUCUUGGUGACGACAUCGGCUUGGACAGCAGCGGCGACAACAGCGAAUAAAGCGACGGUGGAGAAUUGCAUUGUAGAUAUGAGCGAGAGACUAGUAGUUGGAGUUAAUGAAGAAAGAACUUUUUGCUGAGAGGAAAAUGCUGCCAUAUAUAUACCCGCGCGAGAGCGAGCCGCCCUCCGGAAACACUGCGAAAUCGUCUCGAUAUGGCGCUCAUGCAUCAGAGAUUAGAAAAAAUCUGCAUGCGGUUACAAAGUUGCCUAAACUAUCCGCAACCGGAAGGCUCAUCGGCGCCUCACUGCUCGUCAACGAAAAAAUAUCUACACGAACCAGAGAGAGAGAGGGAGAUCGAUGCACCAGGUGCUUGGGGCGGAGGUGCAGAAGAAGCGGAGCAAGGCUGGGGCGUGGUAGUGGGACGUGGGGUGGUAGUAGGGCUGUUUUGGUGGAUUACUCUGCUGGCUGGGGGGCCGGAGGCUCGCCUGUCGUAGUUCCAGCCAUAGUCUCGUAACCUAUCUCGUCUGCACAUUUCGCGUCACAAACAUUACACAAGAAGAAUUUGUCAUGGGCCCUCACCAGAAAAUUGCAGGUUUCCAGCCGGUGCCAUUGGACAAUGCAGCCAGUGUGUUUUGAUUGACCCCAUAAUCGCCAUACCGAAUGAAGGGCCCUGGCCGGUGCCGCCCGGCGAAGCCAAAUGGCCCUGAGCGUGUACCGUGUACCGUGUCUGUUUUGCUAUCUGAUUGCAUGUACUGGUGCCAGU